AUGAAUACGGCGAGACUUCUGAGGCUUCAGCCUCUUCGUGCAGCUGCUUUCCGACAGCCCGCCCUCAGGCAAUCCACUUUGAGACAAACCAGACUGUUCCACAACACGAGGCCGAUGCUCAGGACAAAGGAAGAUGACCAAAGCGCGCACACCAUCACCCAGAGACUCCGGAACCUCAAGAGAAUUCCACCGGAAUUGUUACCCCUCGGCGUUGUCAUUCUAUUCGCUUUGUUCGCGGCCUGCUUCGCUAUGGGCAAGAAGUUGAUGACUGACAAAACCCUUCGUCUUUCGAAAUCACCCCCGAAGUCAGCUCACUAA
Rhinocladiella mackenziei CBS 650.93 is the source of this 318-nucleotide messenger RNA. RefSeq lists its product as uncharacterized. Lineage: Eukaryota; Fungi; Ascomycota; Eurotiomycetes; Chaetothyriales; Herpotrichiellaceae. Bases 1 to 318 code for a protein of 105 amino acids. The transcript has 4 exons. The record is from RefSeq and is a predicted model, not a curated record.